Molecule: messenger RNA, 1592 nt
Organism: Labrus bergylta (ballan wrasse)
Lineage: Eukaryota; Metazoa; Chordata; Actinopteri; Labriformes; Labridae
Gene: vrk1
Product: VRK serine/threonine kinase 1
Biological process (GO): peptidyl-serine phosphorylation; signal transduction
Cellular component (GO): nucleus; cytoplasm
Molecular function (GO): ATP binding; protein serine/threonine kinase activity
Source: RefSeq, a predicted model, not a curated record
CUCUCACAGUUCAACGGAGAAGUCAACAAUAACCCACAAAGUCACAUAAGCCCUAGUCGGGUGCCUGGGUCUUCUAUUUUUGUUGCCAUGGUAUCGAAACAGAUGCCUCCUAAAGCCAAGCCUGCAGGGAAAGGCAGAGCUCCGGCUAAGAGGAAGCUGGCAGAAGAGUUCCCCCCCGGAGAGGUCCUCACUGACACGGGGAAGAAGUCCUGGAAGCUGGGGGCUCCUAUCGGCCAGGGAGGCUUUGGGCUCAUAUACUUGGCGGAGGAGAACUCUGCCAAAUCUGUGGGUGUGGACGCUCGAUACGUUAUCAAAGUGGAGCCCAGCGAAAACGGUCCUCUGUUCUCUGAGCUCAAGUUUUACAUGCGAGCUGCUAAACCUGAUCUGAUUCAGAGCUGGAUGAAGACUCACAAACUCAAGUGUCUGGGGGUCCCGAGGUACUGGGGCUCAGGUCUGCACGAGAGAGGGGGGAAAAGGUACAGGUUCAUGGUCAUCGACAGGCUCGGCACAGAUCUACAGAAGAAGUUUGAAGAAAGUGGAAAAAGGUUCCCCAGAAAACUGGUGCUGCAGCUCGGCCUUCGACUGCUGGACACUCUGGAGUACAUCCAUGAACAUGAGUAUGUGCACGCUGACAUUAAGGCAUCAAACCUCAUGCUGAGCCACAGUGAUCCCAACCAGGUGUAUUUAGUCGAUUACGGGCUGGCGUACAGGUUCGCCCCUGACAGCGUCCCAAAAGAGUACAAAGAAGACCCAAAGAGGUGUCACGACGGCACCAUCGAGUUCACGAGCAUCGACGCCCACAAAGGAGCGUCUCCUUGCAGGCGCAGUGACCUGGAGAUCCUGAGUUACUGCAUGGUUCAGUGGCUGUGUGGACGUCUGCCCUGGGAGGACAAGCUGGGCGACCCGCUCUACGUCAGAGACUCUAAGCUCAGGAGCAGAGACAACAUCUCUGAAUUCAUGACCAAGUGUUUCUCCUCUCAAGACAAGCCAGAUGAGAUCCAGAGGUUCAUAGAGGAGGUGAAAUCUGUGGGAUAUCUGGACAAACCAGCGUACGAGAAGCUCCGCUCCAUCCUGCAGGCCGGACUGAAAACAAUCCAGGCUAAAGAUGACGGAAAGCUGCAGUUCACUGCCGACAAUGGAGCUGUACCUCCUCCUGCAAAGAAAACCACCAAGAGAAAGAAAGUCCCAGAAGAAGCCGACGAGAGCGAGACUGAUGGAAGUCCCAUCAAGAAGAAGAGAGCAACAAAGAAAAAAGAAAAAAACGUUGUGAAGAAAAGUCCCAAGAAAAGUCCCACAAAAACUCCCAAAACAAAGAGGGUCCCCAGCACCCAAAACAGGCUGACCCUAAAUAAGAUUGGGGUGGAGAUGGGGACUCAGACGUCACCCGGACUCGCCCUGAGGACGAGGAGACCCAAAAAGACUAGCUCAUAAAGAUCAGCCUGUUUUCUGCACUCCUCCUCUGUAUGUUCUCUUUCUUUAAAAAUAAACUUUUAUAUGUUUUCUUUUUCUGUUAUACACUGAGAGAUGUUCACGUUUUAUGUAUGAAAUGAGUUCAAAACCACAUUUAUUGUAAUAAAGAGGAAAUGAAAUAC